GCUCCCACCAAACCAAAAGAAUCUAAAGCACCCUCUUCUUCUUCUUCUUCUUCCUGCAGACCCUCGUCUAUAUUUCUUAAAAAAGGCCGGAAAACUUCGCCGGAAAUUCCACUUUCUCACUUCGUACCAGUAGAUCUCCGGAGAGUUUGUGCCAUGUAUGGCAUAAGCAUGAAUGUUCAAAGUUACAAUCCAAUUUAAGUUGAGAGGGGAUCCUUCAUUACAUGAUAAAGAAUGGCUCUUUCAGAAUCACAGAGAAUAGCCUAUGGUGGCACAAAAUCGGGUUCGAAUGCACAGCCUCAUCGAUCACCAUCACCACCUGAGGAUUUUCUAACAGAUCUUUCUGCCUCAUUGUCAUUGAGUAAACAGAAUUCCAUUUUUUCCCUCACACUCGGUGAAAUUCAACUCAAGAGUGGGAAGAGUGUUGGGUCCAUGAACAUGGAUGAGUUCCUAGCCAACUUGUGGAAUAAUGUUGAGGAAAAUCAGGUUUCAUCCCAUCCCAACCAGAACCAAAAUGAAACCAUCAAUGAGAAAUUAGACUCAGCUAAUCAACCCACUUUAGCACACCAAGGCUCAUUUUCUAUCCCUACUCCCCUCUGCAAGAAAACUGUGGAUGAAGUAUGGUUUGAAAUACAGAAAGAUCUACCACAAGGCCACAAAGCGAAUAACAUUAUUAGUGAUCAACAUGAACCACAGAGACAACAUACUUUUGGGGAGAUGACAUUGGAAGAUUUUCUUGUGAAAGCUGGGAUUGUUCAGGAACAAUCACAUUCUUCUCAGCAAAGGAAGGUGAUUCCUCCUCAGAACAACAAUUCAAGUUUGGAUGCAAACUUUUCAAUGGGGCAUGUGAUGGGAUCUUCUCAACAAAACAUAAACUUGGUGCCACCUCUUCAAAAUAGCAAUGUGAAUUUGGAUGCUAGCUUUGGACUGGGAAAUGUGCUAGGGAUGGCGUUCCCUACUCACCAAAAUGCAGGCAACAGUUUCAGUACUGCCAAUGGUUAUGCAACAACAUACCCAAUGUUCCCACAGAACAGAAGUUUAUUUGGAGAGUCAUCUACCAAUGCUGAAAAUGGGAACACUGCUCAGUGUUUGCUAGAGUCUGUUGCAGUGCCGAACAAAAGGAGAAUUAUAGAUGGCCCCCCCGAGGUGGUUGUAGAAAGGAGACAACGUCGAAUGAUAAAGAAUCGGGAGUCUGCAGCAAGAUCUCGGGCAAGGAAACAGGCCUAUACUGUAGAGUUGGAGCUGGAGUUGAAUCAACUUAGAGAGGAAAACGAAAAGUUGAAGCAACUUCUGGAGGAAAACGAACAAAAGCGAAAGCAAGAGGUUCUGAAAAGGAAGCAAUUAGCACCUGCACAAAAGAAGGUUGUUGACAAGUUAAGGAUGGUAAGGAGGACUGUUAGCUUGGAAUGGUGAAGCAGAAUAGCAGAAGAUACAGAGAAGAUACAUAAUUAAUUAUGUAAUAUCUCCAAGACUAAAUAUUAGUGUCGUCAAGUGUGUGUGUAUAUAUAUAUAUAUAUUUGAACAUUAGAGUGGUUUAAGUAGGUCUCUCAAAUAGUUUUUGUAAAAUAAAUAAAUUCUGGUGUGUAAUAAGAUCGUCAUUAUGUU
Rubroshorea leprosula is the source of this 1602-nucleotide messenger RNA. The record is from the annotation of a GenBank genome assembly. Lineage: Eukaryota; Viridiplantae; Streptophyta; Magnoliopsida; Malvales; Dipterocarpaceae.